Molecule: messenger RNA, 1311 nt
Organism: Malassezia restricta
Lineage: Eukaryota; Fungi; Basidiomycota; Malasseziomycetes; Malasseziales; Malasseziaceae
Product: phosphatidylinositol glycan, class U
Exons: 1
Coding region: 1-1311 (436 amino acids)
Biological process (GO): attachment of GPI anchor to protein; protein localization to cell surface
Cellular component (GO): GPI-anchor transamidase complex; membrane
Source: RefSeq, a predicted model, not a curated record
AUGCCGAGCUUGUCCGCAGGAUAUCUGGCAGUUUUUACUGUGGGCAUCGCGCUACGUGUGCUCAUAUCAUGGGUAAGCGCCUGGGGCGAGUCACUCAUCGAUGUGCUCGAGUUUGCGACUCCCUUAGACCGAUUAGACCUGCUUCGCGAGUUGCAUGCGAUCUUUCGAUUUGCGAAUGCUUCACCGCAAGAUAUUUGGGGCUCUCUCACGCAGCAUCACUCCCCGCUGUUGCUUCUUUUACCCACGAAAUUGAUUCUAGAUCCAUUCCUGUCUGCCGUUGUCUGGAUUGCUGUGGAUGUGGUAACUGGUGUCACACUGGCCAAGACGGCCGAAAUACUUCGUUCACGCUCUAAGAACAAAGCCUUUUGUCUCUCACCUGUGCUCGUUGUAGCCUGCUUUCUGCUUAAUCCCUAUGCUAUUGCAGCAUGCGUUGCCAAGUCUAUGAGUCAGGUCCGCACAUGCCUCAUCAUGGUCAGUUUGUUGAGCGCUAUACGAGGAUCUUCUCGGUUGUUGGUCCUAUCUCACGUACUCAACAGCAUACUAUUUUUCACGCCAAUCAUGUUCACCCCUAUCUUUGCUCUGUUGGGAAGUGAUUCGUAUGCUGAUUAUGGAUCUUGGCGCUCCAAAUUUGGGCUACGACGAGUGGAUGCAUGGUAUGUGUUCCUGCGCAAGUUUGUAUGGCAUGCAUCGCUGUUGCUAAUAGCCUCUCUCUUCACAUCUUAUUUAUUGUCUGGUGAUUCAAAUGGCGCAUUCGUGCGCAGCGUGUACGGUAGUCGCUUCCUGGCUGACGAUCUGACACCUACCAUUGGACUGUUCUGGUACUUUUUUGUCGAAAUGUUUUCUCACUUUUUCUCAUUUUUCGUCAUGGUCGUCCACGUUCACAUGUGGAUUUAUACCAUACCCGUGUUGCUCAAGUAUCGCACAGACCUUGUGUUUGGACUCACAAUACUCCUGGGUGUCCAGUGUCUCUUUGAGGCUUACCCAUGCGUCGGCGACACGGCCGCGUUUCUUGCCAUAUGGAGCCUGUCAUACGGUCGCUUGGCAGAUUAUCUGCGAUACCCCAUGGUGUCGUUCAUGCUGUUUGCGUACACGACACUUUUAUUCCCAGUAUUUCGUUACCUAUGGAUGUAUGCAGGGUCGGCAAAUGCCAACUUUUACUAUGCUAUCAACCUUGUGCAUGGGAUGGGUAUCGCCAGCGUGAUCCUCGAUGCUGUUUGGGCUUGGGGUAGGGAACGCUGGGAAGAUGAACGUCAUAUUCAAGAGGUACCAGAAGAUUUACAAGGGUCAGUGCGUCUUAUCGUCCAACAGUAG